AUGCACAUUGGUCAGAGGUUCCUGUCAUCACGUUUUCUAUCUGAAAAUCAACACUGUUGAAUUUUCUAACACAUUCUGUGUUCAUGGAGAAUUUAUUGGGACUUCUCAAAAUUCAUGUUCAAAGAGGUGUUAAUCUUGCUAUCAGAGAUGUAGUCAGCAGUGAUCCUUAUGUUGUCAUCAAAAUGGCAAAACAGAAGCUGAAGACUAGGGUCGUGAAGAAGAAUCUAAAUCCUGAGUGGAAUGAGGACUUGACUUUAUCCAUUUCAGACCCUCAUACUCCAAUCCAUCUCUAUGUGUAUGAUAAGGACACAUUCAGCUUGGAUGACAAAAUGGGGGACGCUGAGUUUGACAUCGGCCCAUUUUUUGAAGCAGUGAAGAUGCGGUUGGCAGGUCUCCCAAAUGAGGCUAUAGUUACAAGGGUGCAACCUAGCAGACAAAAUUGCUUAGCAGAAGAGAGUCACAUUGUUUGGAAAGAUGGUAAAAUUUUCCAAAACAUGGUUCUUAGACUAAGAAAUGUCGAAUGUGGGGAAGUGGAACUCCAGUUGCACUGGGUUGACAUUCCUGGUUCAAAGGUUAUGUAGGUUACCAAAUACUUAAUGGCAGGUUAUGAGAGUUGUAGCCGUAUUAACAGCUUAUGGUUUUUCACAUAAUUUACAAGUAGUUUAUAUGUUGAAAUGUCUUUUUUGUUUUUCUGCUGUUUGUCAUUGAGUAUAUAGCAAUGACUAGUAGUGAAUGAAAAGAAAUGGGAAAUGCUAGUUGUUUCCCUUGCAUACUUGAAUUGUGUUCGACUUAUGUAAUAAACAAGGAACAUGAGAAAGAUAAUUCGCAAGUGAAAAAAAGGAUCUAUUGCAGGAUGGUCUAAUAAUUUUUCCGUA
Molecule: messenger RNA, 875 nt
Organism: Medicago truncatula (barrel medic)
Lineage: Eukaryota; Viridiplantae; Streptophyta; Magnoliopsida; Fabales; Fabaceae
Product: protein C2-DOMAIN ABA-RELATED 4
Exons: 3
Coding region: 84-581 (165 amino acids)
Source: RefSeq, a predicted model, not a curated record